AUGCCUACUGACACCAGGCUGAGUGUUCAGCAGUUUUUGACCAAAAACGGCAUGACCACCAAUGCCCCGUCCUUUCUCUUCACCCAGUCUGUACUCAAUGUUUCUCUAAAUAAAAAAGCCCUCGAAUGGAAAUGUUUUGCCAAUGUGAAACUGGUGAAGCAAAAAAUGGCAGAAAUACUAAAAAGCAUCAAAAUGGACAAGUUCAAAACCGUUUGGGGCAGUGGAAAUAAUGUCUCCGCAGAUAUUGCAUCAAAUGGAGAGCGCUUUGAAGGUGUACUGAACAACAUGAGAAAACUGUCUCAAAAUUGUCAUGAGAAGGAUAAAAGAUUCUUCAAUCAAAAGACAGUCAACUAUAUUCGAAUUCAUUAUGUUCUGAAGAGCUAUCCUCACCCUGAACUCAAUUACUACCAAUAUAGACCAGCUGUACCAAUUAAUAGCCAAUAUGUGCCUCACCCAUACUAUGCAAAACGUGUCAGACCACACGCCUAAAUUCCUCAAUGGCAAUUCCUGCCCAUUAUCUACCCACUCACUGGGGUACGUCACCUAUACUUAUAUCCAUGAUUUAUUGUCAUUCCCCCAAAGAAAAUUCAGGAUAAAACAGUCAUUCCUGCCACAAACACCAGUGCUACUAUUGAACCUACAUCUACUCCAACCAUUCAACCAAAAAUUGUAGUAAUUCCAGAAGCUUCUUCAGAAUUCAUCACAAGCACAUCUGAGGCCACCACAGGCACAUUGACUUCACCCACAGUCUAA
This is a messenger RNA of Artibeus jamaicensis (Jamaican fruit-eating bat), 753 nucleotides long. It is a transcript of the gene CSN3, whose product is annotated as casein kappa. Gene Ontology annotation, cellular component: extracellular region. Gene Ontology annotation, biological process: protein stabilization; lactation. The record is from RefSeq and is a predicted model, not a curated record. Lineage: Eukaryota; Metazoa; Chordata; Mammalia; Chiroptera; Phyllostomidae.